This is a messenger RNA of Culicoides brevitarsis, 1088 nucleotides long. RefSeq lists its product as uncharacterized. Lineage: Eukaryota; Metazoa; Arthropoda; Insecta; Diptera; Ceratopogonidae. Bases 87 to 1061 code for a protein of 324 amino acids. The transcript is spliced from 2 exons. The record is from RefSeq and is a predicted model, not a curated record.
AGUUAUUCCCGCUAACUUUAUAAAACUUAAAAAAAAAACUGAAAUUUUAGUCCACAUAAACUAAAAGUACUCCCCUGCUAUACAAUAUGAAUCCAAACAAAUUCACUGAUAUGCCUUUCAUGAAUGCCGUUAGAAAAACUAAUGAUAGAAAUAGGAACUACGCUAUUGGCGGAAAUCAAUUGCAUCCAAGAGCUGAUGCGAGUAUUCCUGGUAUUCUUAGUUAUCGACCGAAGGCUGUGGAAAGAGAUUUCGGUCUCUCAAUUCCGAAAUGUCCAUUCGAUCCUAUUCCAACAAUUCCAAUAACGAGAAUUAAUCAAGCAGGAUCUUCAAUGUUACCAGCGAAACCUUUAGAUCCCACUAAACCAAUAUAUCUUGACACUAUACCAAAAUGUUCAUCUUUUGAGAAGAAUGUUACCCGGGAUUAUUCGCAAAAUAUUCCCGUUAUUACAAGGAAAGAUGUACCAAAACCUCAACAAUAUAUCGAGCUUGAAGAUUUCAAUCCCCGUGCAGAAGGAAAUUUAACAAAAACACCAAAGUAUUUCAAGGAACCACGAAAAGAUAAUACGAAGAAAUAUAUGUCUAGUGGUGUAUUGAAUAAUGAAUCGAAAUUUCCAACAAGACAAGAUCUUGAGAAAACUGCUAUUAUUACAGAACCAUUUGCUAGUUUGAUUAUAAUAUGCUGCAAACGCAUGAAUGAUUGGAAAUACCAAUGGAUGCUGCGUUUCUUCGAUAAUGAUCCUUCUUCAGAGGACGAGCAUGAUUUAAUUUAUGAAUGGUCUUUAAAUAACCCGGAAUUUAAAAAAUAUGUCUCAUAUGAAAAAGCAGAUUAUAUCUUCCUUCUCUUAUCACAUUUAUUUAAACUUAGUGACAAUGAAACUUGGCGUUUAUUCUUCCAAAUAAACUACACUACAGAUGAUAUUAAUAAUACCCAAGUUCUUUGGGAUUAUAAAUAUAAGAUCGCUAAUGACAUAAUUGAAGAGGUUAUAAAGCCUAAGAGAUCUGACAGGAAACUUAUUCCGAUUUUACAUAAAUAUAUCCGUGAUAUGUAUUCAAUAAAUUAACCACGGCAAAACAGGAAUGAUAACAGG